AGGUACUCAUGCUUACUAAUGAAUAGUGAUGAAUCCGUCUUGACAUUAAGAAAGAAUAUGGUUCUAUCAACUCUCAAACAUACCAGUGAAUUUCGUGAUAAAAUCGAGAAAUAGAGGUAUCGGUAAAACUUUGAUCUUCUUCCUAAACUAUUCACCAAUUGUUCAUAACACUUGUGUUAUCAAACCAACCUCAAUCCCGGAAUUUGAGUUUUACGCUAUCUAGUGGAAUUGGUAAUAAAUGGAACAUGAGACAUGAAUGGAAGAUGAGAAAAAAGAGGUAAAAAUGCACUGUGGAUAUGACGGUGGUAAAUUGGUGGAUGGGGGUGAGUUGUUGUCGGGCAUAGGAUUCCUUUUUACCUGAUUUUGCUGGUUCAUCGGAAAGCUGCAACGGCUCUUGUUCUACUCUGUCUCUCUGCAGCUGCUCCUCGUCUCGUUCCUACUCAACGGUCUCUGUCCAGUCGUCGGGAUUCUCCAUUUGAAAGAGAGGAGUAUCUAAAAUUUAAUUAGCGUAGGAAAAGAGUGUCAACAUGCAGCGAAGGGUAUGGCUGGUGAAAUUAUAGAAAAAUAGGGAGAGCAAUUUUAAAAAAUUACCUCGGUUUAGCUAACAAUUGCACGAAACUCUCUCAAACCAAACAUUGCACUGAUUUGGAUAUCACCAAUUUCGGUUGGUUUGAAACUAAACUGAAACCAAUUAGAUUAAAUUUCGAAAUAUUUAGUUGAAAUUAUUUAAACCGAAAUCAGAUAAGGUACUAUCUCUUUAAAAAAAAAACUGAGGACAAAUACACAACCUAAUUGACAAACUUAUUGUCACUAAUAUCUUAUCUAAUUUGAAUGACGAAAGAUUUCCUACCUAGUAUCGUGUCCCCAUAUUUUCAGUCAAUUUAUUAAAUUUUAAAAAUAUGAGACUAAGCCUUCUUUUAUCUCAAGGUAUCAGCACCUUUCUAGAGCACGACCUUGUCAUCAACAACGGUAAUUAAAAAUGAUGGAGAGCGAGAUAAUUGACCUAGAAAGUACAAUUAUUUUAGUAAACCAAAUGUUAAACCAUUUGAUUAAUAAAUAAAAAAAUCCUAUGAUAAUUCGAGCCGUUGAACGACGGGCUUUGUGGGCCGUGGGCCACGUGAAAAUAAGAAAUCAUGGGCCCGAUCUACCUAACAGUCUUUUUCAAAAGGAAUAAAAUAUUAUUAAACGUUUAUUACACUGUGUCUUUCUCUUCACUUUCAUCUAGUUCCUCUUCCUCUACCGACCGAACGCCAGAGAAAAGAAAACACAGAGCAUAGCUUUACGACAAAAAAGCACUGCAAAAAGUUAAGAAACAAAAACAAAAAGUCAAAAAUACUUUUCUUUUCUGGCUCAGCUUUCUUCCCUCUCUCACUUACUCUUUUCAGCUCACUCUGCUCGUUCUCAUCUCUCCACAGGAAACUCUUUCGGCUCUCUUCACCGAAUAUCAAAACCUCAACAAAUGGCCGACGAACCUCCGCCAUCCGCCGCUCCUCCUCCGCCACCCCCUCAAUCCGCCGUAGAAGAGCUCCCGGUAGCACCGCCACCGCCGCCGGAGCAAGCCCCAGCUGCUGCGGUUUCCGCGGAGGAUUCAUCCGCCGCACCGUCGCCAGAGGAGGAGAAGAGAGCAGAAGUAGAAGCGGCGCCGGUGAAAGCCGAAGUGGUCGCGAAAUCGGUGGUAAUCAAAGAGGAGUUCACCGGCAUGCCGGAGAAGAAGGAGAAAUUGAAGGUUCCGGAGUCUCUGAUCUCGUUCAAGGAAGAGAGCAAUCGAGUCUCUGAUCUGUCCGAUUCGGAGAGGAAGGCGCUCGAUGAGUUCAAGCAGCUGGUCCAGGAAGCUCUGGACUCUCACUCCUUCACCUCUCCUCCUCCUCCGCCGCCGCCAAAGGAGGAGAUUCGGACUUCCUCUUCCGCCGCUACCACCGCUGCAGCUACGGAAGCUCAGAAAUCUGAAGAUCAAAGCUCCGAUGUCAGCACAGAGAUUACUCCACCGGCCGCUGAAAAGCUAGAAGAAGAAGCUACUCCAGCAAAGGAAGAAGAGCCUGCGGCAGCUGCUGCUUCCUCUUCCUCGUCGGCUGAGGUGUCCAUUUGGGGGAUUCCGCUGCUGGAAGACGACAGAAGCGACGUCGUUCUGCUGAAGUUCUUGAGAGCUAGGGAUUUCAAAGUGAAGGAAGCGUUCACGAUGCUGAAGAACACGAUCCAGUGGAGGAAGGAAUUCAAAAUCGACGAGCUCGUGGAGGAAGAUCUCGGCGACGAUCUGGAAAAAGUCGUCUUUAUGCACGGCCACGACCGAGACUGCCACCCGGUGUGCUACAACGUGUUUGGCGAGUUCCAGAACAAGGAAUUGUAUCAGAAGACGUUCUCCGACGAGGAGAAGCGGACUAAGUUCUUGCGGUGGCGGAUUCAGUUCCUGGAGAAGAGCAUUCGGAAUCUGGAUUUCAGGCCCGGCGGUGUUGCCACGAUCUUUCAGGUGAAUGAUCUGAAGAAUUCGCCUGGGCCGGCGAAAAGGGAACUCCGAUUGGCUACUAAGCAGGCGGUGCAGCUGUUGCAGGACAAUUACCCUGAGUUUGUAGCCAAGCAGGUGUUCAUCAAUGUACCUUGGUGGUAUCUUGCAUUCUAUACAAUGAUGAGCCCCUUCAUGACCCAGAGGACUAAGAGCAAGUUUGUGUUUGCCAGCACCGCGAAAUCUGCAGAAACACUUUUCAAAUACAUAUCUCCCGAGCAAGUCCCAAUCCAGUACGGUGGAUUGAGCGUGGAUGACUGCGAUUGCGACCCGGAAUUCACUUUUGCUGAUCCGGUCACCGACAUGAUCUUGAAGCCGGGGACCAAGCAGACGGUGGAGAUCCUAAUUUAUGAGAAAUGCAUGUUCAUCUGGGAGAUACGAGUGGUCGGGUGGGAAGUGAGCUACAGCGCCGAAUUCGUCCCCGAGACAAAAGAUGCAUACACAAUCAUAAUCCAGAAACCGACGAAGAUGACACCAACUAGCGAGCCGGUGCUGUCGAACCAGUUCAAAGUGAGCGAACUGGGGAAGAUGCUGCUUACGAUCGACAACCCAACGGCGAAGAAGAAGAGGCUUCUGUACAGGUUCAAGAUCAUUCCCUUGUCUGUCUAGCUUUCCAGACCAUCAGUGACUGUGUUGUAUUUGUACUUAAUUUAUAUGGGUGUUCCAAAAUUUUGGAUGUCGGGAAGUGUCCUGGGUUUUGUUUUUGGCCUCUGUGGUUGUUGUUGCUUUGUUUUGGCAUGUUGUAAAUUUGCUAUGAGAAGUGGAUUGUCUGAAACUCUAUUUAUUUUGCCUAAUGAUAAACUGUUUUUCAAUAAUGAAUAACCAUUCUGCUUACGAAAAGGGAAGAAUGAGAAUUGUUGGCGUGAGCAUUUUGAAUUUCAAUCUUGAAAUUCAAUGGAGGACAAAUUAACAACUAGUACAAAUAAUAACGACAGUAAGCUAGCAAUUUUCUCAAUAAAUCUAAGACAAACUAUACUAACCACGGAAGAGGAAGUUCCUUUGAAAAUUUUAUUGAAAAAAACAAUUAUUCCUACCUGAAAAUUAUAAAAAAAAAAAGCAUCCAGACGUUAACAACGACACCGUUUUAGAUAGAGGUUAGCAAGGCCAGUCAUUCCGGCAACACAAUUUACCGACGAAAGGAUUGCAGCACCAACUGCACCAUGGAUACCUACUCCCUUCUACUUGAUAAUCCCCCGUCACAGUUGGCCGUUGUGGCAUUACUGUUGCUGGUGUUGCCGUCGUCUCAACAAACACAUCUCUCGUUGCAGUACAGGAACGUUGUUGAACCGAUACAGAAAGAAGCAGUAUCGCUAAGAAGAUUGUUGGAAUAAGUUGCUUCUGAUUUUCCCACUUGAAAGCCACCAUGAUUUUUUCUCACAGAAAGAAGCUAUUUGUAUUGUAAAAUAAUUAGCCUCUGUGUUGUUAAUAUACGAAGAUGAGAAAUUAACUUUCUUAUAUAGUGCUCUGUAUAGUGGUAUUCUGUAAUAACAAACUUCGGUUUUUACUCUAUCAGUAUUACCUUCUGUUUUAACAAAACCCUAAGUUCUAUCCCUCGUCUUCAGCUGUACCAAACUUCCUUAUUCAUCGUUAACUCUUCUUUUGUGCAAAUAAUAAUUAAUUCAUAUAGAGAGAUCAAAGUAUAUGAUUCAUUUUAAUUUUUAACAGUAUAUUACUAGCUAAUAUAAACACAAAUUAGUUAUUAAUAAUUUACCAUAUGGAAAUAAUUUGUUAAUUAUAUCCUCUUAGCUAUGUGAUACAAUAAUCAUACGCAUAUACA
Molecule: messenger RNA, 4274 nt
Organism: Linum trigynum
Lineage: Eukaryota; Viridiplantae; Streptophyta; Magnoliopsida; Malpighiales; Linaceae
Source: the annotation of a GenBank genome assembly